CCGUCCGUCUGUCGGUAUUGGGAAUACGCGAAUCGAGUUCACUGAUAUUUAUCGUCGUAUUAUCUCGUACGCUAAUAAAAUAAAAUAUUUCUAUGAUAAUAUAUUACGAAAUUCAUACGUUCACAUAAUAUAUCCUGUGAUACGCGCGGGGUGUUUCCUGUGAUGUUGGAAAAAAAUGUGUUUUGUUAAGUGACCAAUUAUUUUGCUUGUUUUUUUUCGCGUUUGUCGGCGCCAGAAUGUCUGAUGAGCUCGAAGCUCGGAUGUGGGACGAUGGAGCGUCCAGGUACGAGUCCAGAGGUCGUGGCCCUUACUUCGAGUCAGCUUUCGCCUCAUCAGAACACUUGGACAGAGCCCCUUUGUUGUCUGAGGAAACGUACACGGACGUACCGGUGGCGCCAUCUUCGGACGUGGAGCACUGUCAUUGGCCGCCGCCUGCGCAGCCGCCCAGCGCAAUACCACAGCUUCUUAUAGCUCUAGUUUUAUGUGGAAUUUUUAUGGUAUGCGAGCUUAUCGGCGGGUAUCUAGCAGGCAGUCUAUCAGUGAUGAGCGAUGCGGCUCACAUGCUCAGCGACUGCGGUGGAUUCGCCCUGGCACUGCUCGCCUUCCACUGCGCGAAACGACGACCUGAUGUCCACAUGUCUUACGGGUAUAAACGUGCUGAGGUCCUGGGCGCGAUGCUAUCAGUCCUCCUGAUCUGGAUUCUGACGGGGAUCUUCGUGUACGUGGCUGUCGUGAGACUGCACACGGGGGAGUACAACAUCGAGCCGGAUAUGAUGAUGAUUGUGUCUGGUUGUGGAGUCGGGUUCAAUGUUAUUCUGGCGCUGGUGUUACAUGGCUGCGCCUCGGAUAUAGCUCACCACCACACGCACGGCGGCGCGGCGUGUUCCCAUGCGCACGCGCACUCACACAACACAGGCAGCUCGCGCGGCUGGCGACUGUUCCGGCGAGCUCGUGACCACAAGCACGCCAACGGCGCGCUCGCUAAUGGAGACUAUAACAUGAAGGAUCUCGCCACCGUCGAAGCUAGCGUUGUGGGUUCCCAGCCUAGGAAUAUAAAUCUUCGUGCGGCACUAAUCCACGUGAUUGGUGACCUCAUACAGAGCUGCGGAGUGCUGCUCGCUUCCAUAUUAAUAAAGUUCUAUCCUGAAGCCAAAGUGGUGGAUCCGAUCUGUACGUUCGUAUUCAGUUUCCUGGUGCUACUGACGUCGGCGCAGGUCGUCAGGGAUGCACUGGCCAUGCUAAUGCAAGCUGUGCCCAAGAACUUCAGGUACCGGGAGUGCGUGGCGGCGCUAUCGUCGGUGCCGGGAGUGCGCCACGUACACUCGCUACACGUGUGGGCACUCUCCACGCACUACGUCGUACUGUCCGCGCAUAUUGCUAUAGGUAUGUAUUACUUCUUUGUCUCUUAA
Molecule: messenger RNA, 1409 nt
Organism: Spodoptera exigua (beet armyworm)
Lineage: Eukaryota; Metazoa; Arthropoda; Insecta; Lepidoptera; Noctuidae
Source: the annotation of a GenBank genome assembly